AUGACCGUCGACGAGAAACAGAUAUUUGACCCAUGGAAGACUUUCUACGAAAGUCCAGAGGAACAGGCUGCCAUCAAGGAAAGAGCCAAAAUCAGAGACGUAAUGAAAGCUGAGUUUCGAAAGCAGUAUACAAACCCAUUCAAACCAACACCUGCUCCAAUUCACGAUCCUGCGCUACAGCGACAUUUUUCAGCUCAAGUUACAUAUGCAGAGUAUCUACGACCGUCACCACGAUUGGGCUUGCUAGCUGCUGCAUUUCUAGGCUUCAGUGGGGUUUUAUUUUUCUUGCGAAAACACCUGGGGGAUAAGAAGUUGUCAAAGAUUCAAAAUAAUGAAUUAAGCUAUCGAGAAAGAUGGGGAGGAAAUGUUCGAUUGUGA
Molecule: messenger RNA, 378 nt
Organism: Trichobilharzia regenti
Lineage: Eukaryota; Metazoa; Platyhelminthes; Trematoda; Strigeidida; Schistosomatidae
Source: the annotation of a GenBank genome assembly